Molecule: messenger RNA, 474 nt
Organism: Gongylonema pulchrum
Lineage: Eukaryota; Metazoa; Nematoda; Chromadorea; Rhabditida; Gongylonematidae
Source: the annotation of a GenBank genome assembly
AUGCCUUUUUGUGACUCUGCAGGCUUUCAUUUUCGACGUCGUUGUUUUAUUAUUAUUUUUCUCCUCACAACGGGCUUUCUGUGCCUCCGGCAAAGCGCACUGCUCAGUUCGGCCAGCAAAAGGCCACAGGUCAAUGAUCGAAGAAUUCUGGAAAGCAAAACAGUGAAUGUUUUGCCUGGUGCUAUGCCGCCUCUCGUGCAAAAUACCGCAGCGAAAGCAGUUGAAACUAAGGAAAAUUCGCCGGAUAUUCACUUGUUUUCCCAGACAAAUCGGCCAAUAUUGACGAGCCUGGCUCAUGAGCAUUUCAAGGUUUCAUCAUCAGCGGAAGGCGAGCAGAAACCGAUGGUUGUUGACAACAACGAGCAAAACAUUAUUGCGGUUGUCCUGGUAAUUGCUGCGAAGAGGGACCUUGCUAUUAAAAAUCAUUUACAACAACUGAUCAAGUAUGUUCUUCACUACUUCACAUUUGAGUAA